Molecule: messenger RNA, 3393 nt
Organism: Myotis lucifugus (little brown bat)
Lineage: Eukaryota; Metazoa; Chordata; Mammalia; Chiroptera; Vespertilionidae
Gene: SUPV3L1
Product: Suv3 like RNA helicase
Exons: 16
Coding region: 41-2419 (792 amino acids)
Biological process (GO): mitochondrial RNA 3'-end processing; RNA catabolic process
Cellular component (GO): mitochondrial degradosome
Molecular function (GO): RNA helicase activity; ATP binding; hydrolase activity, acting on acid anhydrides
Source: RefSeq, a predicted model, not a curated record
CCUUCGCCGCGGCACCGCGCUCCUCAGGGCCUGCGCUCUAAUGUCCUUUCCCCGGUGUGCCCUGCUGUGGGCUCGGCUCCCGGCGGGGCGCCGCGCCGGACACCGGGCGGCCGUCUGCUCCGCCCUCCGCGCUCACGGCGGGCCGGUCCCCGGGCCUCUGGGGCGCACUCCCGCCGUUGCCUCCGCCUCGUCUUCUGCGUCCGGAGGUUCCAAAGCCCCCAACACGUCCCUGUUUGUGCCGCUGACGGUGAAACCUCAGGGCCCCAGCGCGGAUGGCGACGUGGGGGCCGAGCUCACCCGGCCCCUGGACAAGAAUGAAGUAAAGAAGAUCUUAGACCAGUUUUACAAGAGGAAAGAAAUUCAGAAACUGGGUGCUGAUUAUGGACUCGAUGCUCGUCUCUUCCACCAAGCUUUCAUAAGCUUUAGAAAUUAUAUCCUGCAGUCUCAUUCCUUGGAUGUGGACAUUCACAUUAUUUUGAAUGAUAUUUGCUUCAGUGCAGUGUUUUGUUUUCCAGCUCAUGUGGAUGAUUUAUUUCCAUUUUUCUUGAGACAUGCAAAACAGAUAUUUCCCGUGUUGGAAUGUAAGGAUGAUCUACGUAAAAUCAGUGACUUAAGAAUACCACCUAAUUGGUACCCAGAAGCCAGAGCCAUACAGCGGAAGAUAGUAUUCCAUUCAGGCCCCACAAACAGUGGAAAGACUUACCAUGCAAUCCAGAAAUACUUGUCAGCAAAAUCUGGAGUGUAUUGUGGUCCUUUAAAAUUACUGGCACAUGAGAUCUUCGAAAAGAGUAAUGCUGAGGGUGUGCCAUGUGACCUGGUAACAGGUGAAGAGCGCGUGUCAGUAGAGCCAAAUGGGAAACAGGCUGCCCAUGUUGCUUGUACUGUUGAGAUGUGCAGUGUUACAACUCCUUAUGAAGUGGCUGUGAUUGACGAAAUUCAAAUGAUUAAAGACCCAGCCAGAGGAUGGGCCUGGACCAGAGCACUUCUAGGACUGUGUGCUGAAGAGGUUCAUUUAUGUGGAGAAGCUGCUGCUAUUGACCUGGUUACUGAGCUUUUGUACACGACUGGGGAGGAAGUGGAGGUUCGAAACUAUACAAGGCUUACACCCAUUUCUGUGCUGGAUCAUGCAUUAGAAUCUUUAGACAACCUUCGGCCUGGGGACUGCAUUGUCUGUUUUAGCAAGAAUGAUAUUUAUUCUGUGAGUCGACAGAUUGAAAUUCGGGGAUUGGAAUCAGCUGUUAUAUAUGGCAGUCUCCCACCUGGGACCAAACUUGCUCAAGCAAAAAAGUUUAACGAUCCUGAUGAUCCAUGCAAAAUCCUGGUUGCUACAGAUGCAAUUGGCAUGGGACUUAAUUUGAGCAUAAGAAGAAUUAUUUUUUAUUCCCUUAUAAAGCCCAGUAUCAAUGAAAAGGGAGAGAAGGAACUAGAACCAAUCACCACUUCUCAAGCCUUGCAGAUUGCUGGCAGAGCUGGUAGAUUCAGUUCGAAAUAUAAAGAAGGAGAGGUUACAACAAUGAAUCGAGAAGACCUCCGUUUAUUAAAGGAGAUUUUGAAUAAGCCUGUCGAUCCUAUAAAGGCAGCUGGUCUUCAUCCAACUGCUGAACAGAUUGAAAUGUUUGCCUACCAUCUGCCUGAUACAACACUGUCUAAUCUCAUUGAUAUUUUUGUAGACUUUUCACAAGUUGAUGGGCAGUAUUUUGUCUGCAAUCUGGAUGAUUUUAAGUUUUCUGCGGAGUUGAUCCAGCAUAUUCCAUUAAGCCUGCGAGUAAGGUAUGUGUUCUGCACAGCCCCUAUCAACAAGAAGCAGCCUUUCGUCUGCUCUUCACUGUUACAGUUUGCCAGGCAGUAUAGCAGGAACGAGCCCUUGACCUUUGCAUGGUUACGCCGAUAUAUUAAAUGGCCAUUACAUCCACCUAAUAAUAUUAAAGACCUCAUGGAUCUUGAAGCUGUCCACGAUGUCUUGGAUCUUUACCUGUGGCUAAGCUAUCGGUUUAUAGAUAUGUUUCCAGAUGCCAGCCUUGUUCGAGACCUGCAGAAAGAGCUAGAUGGCAUUAUCCAAGAGGGUGUACACAACAUCACCAAACUGAUUAAAAUUUCAGAGGCACAAAGGCUGUUGAAUUUGGAGAAUGUGUCAGCAGACAGCCGGUCUCGUUUGCCAGGAACAUUGAAGAGCCAAGCAAGAAGGAUGCGCGGUACCAAAACUUUAGGGUAUAAAGCUGUUGAGCCACCCAGCCCCAGUGCGGAAGAGAAAUCCCUUGCUUCCAGGUUGGUGCAGCAAGGACUCCUCACUGCAGACAUGCUGAAACAGCUGGAGAAGGAGUGGCUGACACAGCGGACUGAGCAUGGCAAAGACAGGACAGCGCCUGGGACUUCCUCCAAAGGGUCAAGAAGAAAGAAGAAGGAACCUGAUUCAGAUUAGAACUUCAUAGUAUAGCACUAAGACAAUGCACUAUAAAGAACUCUGCAUGGCAAUCAAACCCGUUUGGUGAAUUGUUUGACCAGUUUUCUACACCAUUGCUGAGGAUGUCAUGGAUGGAAUUGCUGUCUCUUGAACCCACGUACCAGAAGCUGUUCUAGGUGCUGGAAACAUAUAGUAAGCAAGAUGUAUUAUAUGGAGAUUUUGAUACGGAGACAAAUAGGAGUAAGUUAAGUAAAUGUCAGCUCUGUGAGGGUAGAGAUGGUUGUGUGUCUAGUUCACUGCUGUGUUUUCAGUGCCUAGAAUACAGUAGAAGCACAAUCAGUCUUUGUUCAAUGAAUGAGUGUACUUUUGGAGAUAACUGUUAGGAUAAAGUAGAAUAAGGAAAGAGAGUAACAAGCAGUAGCAGUGGACUAUUCUACAUAGAGUGGGUGGUCUUCCCAUGUCAGAGGUCAGUCUGAUGCAUAGUGGCCUCUAUUGCCCAACACAGUUUUCAGCCCUGAUUAGUGAUACAGCUUAAAAGGAGCUUAAGGGCUUUGACAUUGGACAGGCCUGAGUUCAGCUUCUCUCAUUACCCGCCCGGUGACCUUGCCCUCUCUGAGGAUGGACAGUAAUGCCACUCAGAGUUGUUCAGGAGGUUAAAUGUGAUGAGGUGCCAUUUAGCACGGCGCCUGGUAUAUAUGAAGUGUUUUACAAAUGAAACGGAAGGUUUGGGUUCACUCUGGGCUGUGAAUUGACCACUUAAGUCAUUCCAGGAACUGAACUAAUUUCUUGAGCGGCUGCUAAACAGGCUGACUUCAGACUAGCGAUUACACUGACUUGGUUGAAAGUGGGUCAAGAACAGUUUGGCAAACUAGUGAUCUUUUUCUGGCUUUUUCUUUGGUAGUUCUGGAGUUCAGAUGAUGUUUCAUUUAAUUGAGAUGGCAAUCUUUAUUCUAAUCUUUGUCUUUCUGGAAAUAAAGGCUGAGUAGAUGGCA